This is a messenger RNA of Diceros bicornis minor, 1718 nucleotides long. It is a transcript of the gene C5H14orf119, whose product is annotated as chromosome 5 C14orf119 homolog. Bases 535 to 963 code for a protein of 142 amino acids. NCBI's taxonomy places the organism in Eukaryota, Metazoa, Chordata, Mammalia, Perissodactyla, Rhinocerotidae. The transcript has 2 exons. The record is from RefSeq and is a predicted model, not a curated record.
GUCACCUCCUCCAGCUCCGCCAUCUUGCGUGAGGUACUCGGGUCCGUCCCGACGGCUUCGGGCAUCUUCGGUAAUUUCCGCCAACGCCCUUCGAACGUACUGAGCUGACCCCGCCCACUGCCAUAGUCAACCCGUCGAUUACCACUCAAAACUCCCCGGGUUCCUCCGGAACUGCUCGGGUGUUUCCGUCUCCACAUCGGCACCAAUCGGUUCUUUCCAUCCUCCCAGCCGCUCCCCCUCCCUCGCCUUGCUUUCAGAGCUCGGUUAUCUUCGUCUCACCGAGACUUUGAAUCGAAUCUAUUCGGAAGCCCUCGACUCUGGCAUAACCAUAAUCGGAGUUAUUCGGCUAUCUCCGGACCUAAAGCUGAGGCGCUAAGGCGCUUGGGUGUUUGGGGCUGGCCCGGGGCCGGAAGUGCGUGGGCUGCUCGGCUGGCCCUGCUUAGAGUUGUCAGGAAACAUGGAAGCGGCGGCGAUAGUUGGAGUCUAAGCACUGUUGUGACGGUGUGCGGGUGCCCUGUGAGAGGAAAGGGGAGGAUGUCACUGGAAUCAUCCUCCUCUUCGAUGCCGCUAUCCUUUCCUUCUCCCUUGCCCUCGGUACCAGACGGUAUUACUAACUCUUCCCCUCCGCCAAUGUCUUACAUCACUUCCCAGGAGAUGAAGUGUAUUCUUCACUGGUUUGCCAGUUGGUCAGGCCCCCAGCGUGAACGUUUCCUACAGGACCUGGUAGCUAAGGCAGUGCCAGGAAAACUACAGCCACUGCUGGAAGGUCUGGAGCAGCUUAGUGUGUCUGGAGCAAACCGACCACCUUGUAUCUUUGAGUGCCAGCUGCGUCUUUGGGAUCAGUGGUUUCGAGGUUGGGCUGAGCAGGAGCGCAAUGAAUUUGUCAGGCAGCUGGAGGUCAGUGAGCCAGACUUCGUGACAAAGUUUUACCAAGCAGUGGCUGCUACAGCUGGUAAAGACUGAUAGGCAUUAAAAUCAAAGAAGAUAACCAUAGCUGGCGGAGCGGAGGCCACAGCUUUACAGUGAGAACUUCAAAUGUGUCACUUAAAGGUCUGGGGAUGGUAUCCCGAUCAGCUGACUGAACUCACUGACCAGUACCAGGCCUGGUUAUUUCAAUGUUAACAGCAUAUCAACUGGACUUCUAGUGUAAAUGUUUUUCAUCUAAGCAAAUCGAGAUCAGCAGUCUGCCUCCUAGCUUGCUUCUUUCCAAGCGAUGUCAAACCCUCAAGAAUUUAAUGGCUUCUUUUGUAAUUGUAACCAAAAGGAACCUACACAUGAUAACUCAAGCCUACUGCUGAACCCAUGGGGCCGUAAAGGAAAACCCUCCUCCUCCAGAAACAGGAGAGAAGGGUAAUAAAAAGCUGUGUUUUUAUAGUUUAGCUGGAUUCAGAUGGCUGGUUUCACCACCCUUACCAGAUUCUGACUUAAUUAUGUGACAUCCAAACCACUAGCUUUCCUAGUGAUGAUUCAGUAAAAUUAUGGAAAAAAUCAGGAGAGGGAGCUAAUUGGUUACUCCACACUUUCUCCAUACUGAUGUUUGUUUGAAUCCAAAUAGCAAUGACUUUUUUCUAAAGCAUAUACAAUGUCUUUGGAGCUGGUAGCAGAUGUUCCUAUUCUGUAAGUUUGCUCUACAACAACAUGAAAACAAGUGACACUCUUUACAGGUUAAAGGGUUUAUUUUUUGUAUCAAAAUAAAGAAUGAAUCUUCAAAACCAUAA